AUGACGGGGCUGACGCUGGAGCAAAGCGAGCUGGAGGUGACGCAGCAGCACAACCUCAAGCGCAUGCUCCGGCGCAUCCGCCACGCCCGGCGCACCACACGGCAUUCGCGGCUGAUGAAGCAAGAAGGCAAGGCCUCGGACGACCAGUGGGACGACAUUGACGAUGCCGGGCUGUCGCUGCGCAAGAUGUCGGUGACGAUGGACAUCCAGGACUCGCCAACGGCCCAGGAGCUGUCGCGGCGCGUGGCGCGGCUGUUCAACCUGGUGUUUGAGCCGCUGGAGGCGAUUGCGGCGAAGGGCGUGAGGGUGACGCGGAUCAGCGGGGCGCUGACCAACUGCGUGUAUAUGGUGACCUUGGAUCCGGCGCCGGUGGCCUCUGUGCACUCGUCGCAGGUGUACACUACCUUUCUGCGCGUAUACGGCACGGGCGUGGACGAGAUUAUCUCGCGCGACAAGGAGCUCUACUGGCUGAGCCAGCUGAGCAGCCUGGGGUUUGGCCCGCGGCUCGCGACGCUGACCAAGACGGAUAUCAUGGAGACGUGGACCAGCAAGCACAUUGCCAGGCGCAUGUGCGAGCUGCACAGCUUGGUCAGCUUCUACCGGCCGUUCGGCCAGCACGACCAAACGGAUCUGCCCAAUGUCGAUUUGUCCGGCAAGCCCGAGCUCUGGACCAACCUCGACCGCUGGCUAAUGCUGGUCGAGCAGAAGCGGCCGCAGAUCGCCCAGGUGUGCAAGCGCGAUGCCCAGUGCACUGCAAUCCUCAAUGACUGGCCGCGUCUGGUGGGCUCGCUGGUGCCCAAGAUCAAGGCCCUGGUGGACAAGGCCAGGUCGCCGGUGGUGUUUGCCCACGACGACCUGCAGUACGGCAAUAUCCUGCGCCUGCAUGGGACCCAGGAGCUGGUGGUGGUGGAUUUCGAGUACGCCGGGUACAACUACCGCGGCUUCGACAUCGCAAACCAUUUCUGCGAGUGGAUGUCUGACUACAACCACCCCGAUGCCCCGCACCGUCUGCACGAGGACAUGUAUCCGGAUCCGGCCCAGCGCCACGCCUUCCUGCGCACGUACGUCAAGGCCAAGGCCUUCCUGGACGCCAACAUGAGCGCCGACAAGUCCCAGCUGACCAACCAGCAGAUCGACGACGAGGUCCAGAAGCUCGAGGCCGAAAUCCACCCCUUCGUGGCUGCCUCCCACCUGCACUGGGGUCGCCUGGGCAUCUUUAUAGCAUCGAUGGAUGAGUGA
This is a messenger RNA of Linderina pennispora, 1239 nucleotides long. Its product is annotated as kinase-like protein. Gene Ontology annotation, cellular component: cytoplasm. The record is from RefSeq and is a predicted model, not a curated record. NCBI's taxonomy places the organism in Eukaryota, Fungi, Kickxellomycota, Kickxellomycetes, Kickxellales, Kickxellaceae. Gene Ontology annotation, biological process: phosphatidylethanolamine biosynthetic process; phosphatidylcholine biosynthetic process. The transcript is spliced from 5 exons. Gene Ontology annotation, molecular function: ethanolamine kinase activity; choline kinase activity. The coding region runs from base 1 to 1239 and encodes 412 amino acids.